This is a messenger RNA of Capronia epimyces CBS 606.96, 1092 nucleotides long. RefSeq names its product D-amino-acid oxidase. The coding region runs from base 1 to 1092 and encodes 363 amino acids. Lineage: Eukaryota; Fungi; Ascomycota; Eurotiomycetes; Chaetothyriales; Herpotrichiellaceae. The record is from RefSeq and is a predicted model, not a curated record. Gene Ontology annotation, molecular function: FAD binding; D-amino-acid oxidase activity. The transcript has 6 exons.
AUGGGCGAGAAGAAUAUUGUCGUGGUUGGGGCCGGCGUUGCUGGCCUAACCACAGCCUUGCUGCUCUCGAGAAACCCGCGGUACAAGAUUACCGUUGCCGCUAAGCACAUGCCGGGAGACUACGAUAUCGAAUAUGCGUCCCCUUGGGCUGGCGCAAACUACAUGCCGGUAUCAGUAAGAGGCACCGAGGCGGCUGAGUGGGAUCGCAAUACGUGGGAACCCCUUGCAGAUCUGGCCCGCAAUCAUCCUGAGGCCGGAGUACAUUUUCAAGGAACCAACAUCUAUAAUCGUGGAAAGGACGUUUCGUCUGCCACCGCAGCUUGGUUCAGUGAGCUUUUGAGUCCAACGCCCUGGUUCAAGACCCUUUUCGACGAUUUUCGCGAAAUCCCCAAAUCGGAGCUCAAGCCAGGAGUAGACAAUGCCACUUAUUUUACAUCGGUCUGCAUCAAUACUGCCAUAUAUUUGCCCUGGCUGGUAUCCCAAUGUCUGAAAAAUGGCGUUGUCUUCAAGAGAGCCAUAUUUGAACAUAUUGCAGAUGCAGCCGCCCCCAGUGUGCACCAUUCAGGCAAGCCGGCUGACCUGAUUGUUAACUGUACUGGCCUCUCAGCCUCCAAGCUUGGCGGAGUCGAAGACAAAUCGGUCGUUCCCGCAAGAGGCCAGAUUGUCAUUGUCAGAAACGUGGCACCCGCCAUGUUUUCCAUCUCAGGGACCGACGAUGGCCCUGACGAGGCGUGCUAUAUAAUGACCCGGGCCGCCGGCGGAGGCACAAUCCUCGGAGGCUGUUAUCAGAAAGGAAAUUGGGAGUCACAGCCAGACCCGAACCUUGCCAUCAGAAUCAUGAAGAGGUGUGUCGAGAUAUGCCCGGAAUUGACGGGAGGCAAAGGCAUUGAGCAUCUGGACGUCAUACGACACGGCGUCGGUUUGAGGCCUGUCCGAGAAGGCGGAACCCGCAUCGAGAAAGAGAAGAUCAAUGGUGUCUGGACAGUGCAUAACUAUGGCGCAGGGGGUGCAGGUUACCAAUCCUCGUAUGGCUGUUCCCAAGCAGCAGUGAAACUGGUGGAUGAAACCUUCCCCGAAAGAGCAAAGCUGUGA